Molecule: messenger RNA, 4985 nt
Organism: Nycticebus coucang (slow loris)
Lineage: Eukaryota; Metazoa; Chordata; Mammalia; Primates; Lorisidae
Gene: ARHGAP39
Product: Rho GTPase activating protein 39
Exons: 13
Coding region: 234-3647 (1137 amino acids)
Biological process (GO): signal transduction
Cellular component (GO): cytoskeleton; cytoplasm
Molecular function (GO): protein binding; GTPase activator activity
Source: RefSeq, a predicted model, not a curated record
GACGCGCGGCCGCCGCGCACCGGGCUCGCCGCCGCGGCUACUGAGGACGCGGGCGGUGGGGGCUGCGGUGGCGGUGAGGGAGCAACCGGCGGCUCACGCGCAGCGCGCGGGCCAGGAUGUGGGGCUGUGGCGGUGUGGUCUGCGCGCAGCUAGCCGGGUGACACCUUCCCUUGUGAUGCUGGAGCCAUCCUGAUGAUCCACUGGCGUCGGUCCCCUCGGCUCUGAAGAAGCAGAUGGCAAUGUCUCAGGCGCAGGAUUACGAAUGCAGGAGUCAUAAUGCCGACGUGCAGGAGGCAAGGAUUUCGGGAUCAAGCACUAGGCUGGAGUGGGUGGAGAUUAUCGAGCCGCGCACGCGUGAGCGCAUGUACGCCAACCUGGUCACCGGUGAGUGCGUGUGGGACCCCCCGGCCGGCGUCCGCAUCAAGCGCACUAGCGAGAACCAGUGGUGGGAGCUGUUUGACCCCAACACAUCGCGCUUCUACUACUACAACGCCAGCACGCAGCGCACCGUGUGGCACCGGCCGCAGGGCUGCGAUAUCAUCCCGUUGGCCAAGCUGCAGACACUGAAGCAGAACACCGAGUCCCCACGUGCCUCGGCCGAGAACAGCCCCGGGCGCGGGAGCAGCGUCAGCCACGAGGGCAGCACCAGCUCCUCCCUGGAGCCCGAGCCGGACGGAGACAAGGCGCAGGAGUUGCCCGGGAGGCCAGGACGGCCGGCGGCCUUCGCGGCUGCGCGAGAGGAGAGCGGCAGUUCUUCACCACCAGCAGUGUUCCUUGACAAGGACUAUGAAGUCUACCGGGAUUGCAGCGUGGAUGGCCAACUUCUGCACUACAGGACCUCCUCACUCCGGUGGAACUCAGGCACCAAGGAGCGGGUUCUCAUCAAGGUGGCCGACCGCGAGCCCAGCUUCCUUGCCACCCAGGGCAAUGGCUACACCCCAGACAGCCAGCCUGGAGGCCGCUCCCGCAGGCCCUCAGGCAGCCAGCACUCACCUGGCCUACAGACCUUCUCCCCUGAGGCAGACAGCAAUAUCUUCUUCCCGGACAGGAGACCAUCUCCAUUCCUAAAGAGAGCUGAGCUCCCCGGGAGCUGCUCCCCGCUACUGGCCCAGCCCCGAAAACCUUCCAGUGAUUCACAGCCCUCUUCCCCACGCUAUGGCUACGAGCCCCCCCUCUAUGAGGAGCCCCCAGUGGAGUACCAGGCCCCCAUUUAUGAUGAGCCCCCUAUGGAUGUGCAGUACGAGGCCAGCGGCAGCUUCCAGGCUGCCUCACCGCAGAGGUCCCCGGGCCGCAAGCCCCGGGCCUUCCUGGCACCCUCCAAGCAGGCACCGCCCUCGCCCUGCCAGCAGCUGGUACUCACCAGGCAGAAGUGUCCAGAGCGCUUCAUGAGCCUGGAGUACAGCCCUGUGGGCAAGGAGUACGUGCGGCAGCUGGUGUACGUGGAGCAGGCCGGCUCCAGCCCCAGGCUGCGUGCAGGCCCCCGGCACAAGUAUAUACCCAACCCUGGUGGUGGCUCCUACUCCCUGCAGCCCAGCCCCUGCCUGCUGAGGGACCAACGCCUGGGGGUCAAGUCUGGAGACUACAGUACCAUGGAGGGGCUCGAGCUGCAGCCUGGUCCAGUGCACUCACCACUAAUGCAGGCCCAGGAGGACGCCAUGUCUUGGUCCAGCCAGCAGGACACCUUGUCCUCCAUGGGCCACUCCCCUGGCACACGCAAGAGGAAGAGCAGGAAGCCUUCUCUGUGCCAAGCCCCCGAUGGCCCAGGGGACCUACUCCGAGAGCAGCCUCUGGCAGAGGAACAGCCCCCCUGUGGGCCUAGCCUUACCCCUGUGAAGCAUGUGGAGGGUGAAGUGGACGGGGUACAGGGCGCAGCGGAGCCUUUCCUGGCGCAGGCGCGGCUGGCCUGGGAGGCACAGCAGGCCCACUUCCACAUGAGGCAGAGGAGCAGCUGGGACUCCCAGCAGGAUGGCUCUGGCUAUGAGAGCGAUGGCGCCUUGCCCCUGCCCAUGCCUGGGCCUGUGGUACGCGCCUUCAGUGAGGACGAGGCCCUGGCACAGCAAGACAGCAGGCACUGGAAGAGGGGUACCUUCGAGAAGCUUGGCUUCCCCCAGAUCUUGCUCGAGAAGAGCAUUUCUGUGCAGACCAAUCUGGCCUCACCGGAGCCUUACCUCCACCCCUCACAGUCUGAGGACCUCGGUGCCUGUGCCCAGUUUGAGGGCAGCCGGCAGAGCCGCGGCGUGAUGCCCAGCUCCAGCUGCGUCUUCCCUUCCUUCACUCUGCGCAAGCCCUCAUCGGAGACCGACAUUGAGAACUGGGCCUCCAAGCACUUCAACAAGCACACGCAGGGCCUCUUCCGGCGGAAGGUGUCCAUUGCCAACAUGCUGGCCUGGAGCAGCGAGUCCAUCAAGAAGCCCAUGAUUGUGACCAGUGACCGGCACGUGAAGAAGGAGGCCUGUGAGCUCUUCAAGCUGAUCCAGAUGUACAUGGGCGACCGGCGGGCCAAGGCAGACCCGCUGCAUGUGGCCCUGGAGGUGGCCACCAAGGGCUGGAGUGUGCAGGGGCUGCGUGAUGAGCUGUACAUCCAGCUGUGCCGACAGACCACCGAGAACUUCCGCCUCGAGAGCCUAGCCCGGGGCUGGGAGCUCAUGGCGAUCUGCCUGGCCUUCUUCCCGCCCACACCCAAGUUCCACUCCUACCUAGAGGGCUACAUCUACCGACACAUGGACCCUGUCAAUGACACCAAAGGAACCUCUGAUUCAUCUACCAGCAUCUGUGUGACCUCCACUGUGUGGUUACCACUCCCAGGGACCAAAGCACCAAGAGUGACACAGCACAUAAAAGAGCUCCUGGAAAGGAACAGUAAGAAGAAGUCCAAACUGAGAAAGAAACCCAAGCCCUAUGUUGAAGAGCCGGAUGGGGUGGCCAUAAGCACGUAUGCCAAGUACUGUUAUCACAAGCUGCAGAAGGCGGCCCUGAUGGGGGCCAAGAAGGGGCUGAAGAAGCCCAACGUGGAGGAGAUCCGCCAUGCCAAGAACGCCGUGUUCAGCCCGUCCAUGUUCGGCAGUGGGCUGCAGGAGGUCAUGAGCAUGCAGAAGGAGCGCUACCCCGACCGGCAGCUGCCCUGGGUGCAGACACGGCUCUCUGAGGAGGUGCUGGCGCUCAAUGGCGACCAGACGGAGGGCAUCUUCAGGGUCCCUGGGGACAUUGAUGAGGUGAAUGCUCUGAAGCUGCAGGUGGACCAGUGGAAGGUGCCAACAGGCCUGGAGGACCCCCAUGUCCCUGCGUCACUGCUGAAGCUCUGGUAUCGGGAGCUGGAGGAGCCCCUGAUCCCACAUGAGUUCUACGAGCAGUGCAUCACACACUGCGACAGCCCCGAGGCCGCCGUGGCCGUGGUGCACGCUCUGCCUCGCAUCAACCGCAUGGUGCUCUGCUACCUCAUCCGCUUCCUCCAGGUGUUCGUGCAGCCUGCCAACGUGGCCAUCACUAAGAUGGACGUCAGCAACCUGGCCAUGGUUAUGGCACCCAACUGCCUGCGCUGUCAAUCCGACGACCCACGUGUCAUCUUCGAGAACACCCGCAAGGAGAUGUCCUUCCUGCGCGUGCUCAUUCAACAUCUGGACACCAGCUUCAUGGAGGGCGUGCUGUAGCACAAGCGCACCAGGGACCAACAGGCUAGCUCAGUGCACCUAGGUGUGGAGGGGGAGGGGGAGUGUCCUAACCGGGAGGUAGCAUGCCAGUCAUCACCCUGUGCCCGCCAAGGUCACUGCCCCCCACCCUAACAGAAUCCUGUACUUGCAUCUCUGAGCAAAGGGGGCCAGAUCCCUACCCCAGCCAUGGAAUCUCCUGCUCUUCCCUCACCCAGGCCCUUGGACCCAGGUGCUCCACAUAUCUCCUUCCUGGUCUGAGGGUGCAUCCAGGGCAGAGGAGCUGUGGAAGCGCCAUCUCUGGCUCCCCACCUCAUGGCCAGUUCCUGUGGGCACUGCCUCACCCACCACUGGCCACCGGUCAGUCCCAAGAAAGUGCCUUCUGUUUUCUGGAGCCCAGCAACACUGCCCCUCCCAGACCAGCCCCAGAGCACAGGCUGCCCUCCCUUGGGACUGGCUGCCUCACUGGGCCUCCUGCACUCAGCCUGGCACUGGCCUGGGCCCUGCCCAGCUGUCCCACACUGUUCUUCUUUGUCCCUUUGGCAUCUUUGCCUGCAGCUCUCCCCUGCCCCUGCAGGCUCCUGAAGGAGUGGCCCUUCCUGUCUUCCCACCUCCUCCUGCUGGUGACUGCACAGGAGUCUAGGGGCUCCAGGACACAGGCUUGUCCACCACCAGAACAGGACCCAGCUGGCCCAGAGCAUGGCAGGCUCUGUGUGGGUGGGGAUGGCCCCCAAACCAAAGUCCUCUGGAGUGGGGGCCUAGCUGGGCAGACACUCUUGCAGCAGGGUGGGGAAGGGGUAAGAGUAUUUUUUCUUCGUGUAACUGUAAAUCCAGAAUCUAUCCCGCACCCCAGACCACCCGUGUAUAGUGAUAUAAAUAGAACAAAAGAUAUAAGAACUAAAUUUGCUAAUGAUAUAGUUUUAACCCAGAUGCUAUUUAUGUCUGAGCCGUCCUCCGUGCAGAGCAAGUUCGUUAUCAUUCCUUCUUUUCUUCUCCGAUCUUUCUUGGCUUCUGACCAAAAACCAAGCCCUCCCCAUCCCCACCCGGACCUGCGCGGACAUGAAGGAAGGAGCCGCAGCCCUCCCAGCGGAGCUGCGGGGGACACCCAGGUCCUUAGUUUGUACAUUUUCCAUUUUGGAAGUUUGAGUUCCGAUUGUUGUAAAAGUUAAUUUCUCCCCAGUUUUUAUACAUAUAUAUUUUUAGAGUUGAGUUUUUAUUUAUUAAAAACAAAAAAGCCCAGCCCUGCCGAGGCUCGGUGUCCCCUGGGGGAGCAGCUGCCUCGGUCACCUACGCGCGGACCGGAGAGGUGAUUUGGUGUGAAUAAAGUACACGUGGACACUU